Messenger RNA from Cyprinodon variegatus (sheepshead minnow), 5020 nucleotides. It is a transcript of the gene map2k5, whose product is annotated as mitogen-activated protein kinase kinase 5. Gene Ontology annotation, biological process: protein phosphorylation; MAPK cascade. The coding region runs from base 252 to 1586 and encodes 444 amino acids. Gene Ontology annotation, molecular function: MAP kinase kinase activity; ATP binding; protein binding. The transcript has 22 exons. The record is from RefSeq and is a predicted model, not a curated record. Lineage: Eukaryota; Metazoa; Chordata; Actinopteri; Cyprinodontiformes; Cyprinodontidae.
GGAGCUACUUCCUUCAAACUAGCUGCCUAGCUAAACACCUUCUGUGUUCCUUAAGAAAAGUUUUCUUUAGGACGAAAAAGAAAACACAUAUUUAUCUCAGCCUGAAGGUUUCCGGCGGGGAUGCCUUGACAUUAGCGGACGAGCUCAUCUUUUUUUACAGUUUCACGUCACUUUAAUAGGAAACAACCACUGCAGGAAAUUAGCUCGCUAGCCUUCAUACUCAGGAAUAUGAGGCUUAACCUUUCGUUUUUAUGCUUAUUUUAAAUCCUCCAGGGGAAAUGGACACCGAGCCGAUAAUAAUCCGUAUAAAGACCCCUUUAGGGGAUAUGGAUUCGUCUGUGGACUAUCCAUCUGUGCUUAACUUCAAUGACCUGCUGGUCGCAAUCAGAGACGUGAUGCCUGAAGCCACUGUCACUGCCUUUGAAUACGAAGAUGAGGUGGGAGACAGAAUUACUGUAAGAAGUGAUGAGGAGCUCAAAGCUAUGCUGUCAUAUUACUGCAACACAAUGAAUGAACAGCGCAUGAAUGGACUGAUGCCAGACCCUCUACAGAUUUUUCCAAGAGCGGGCAAGACUCCAGGGAUCCGGAACAUACAUGGCCUGAAGGUCAACACGAGACCUAACCCAGCCAAUGAUUGCACUCAGGUGGUCCCAGAAUCCUUAGCCAACAACAGUUUAAAGAAAUCAUCUGCAGAGCUAAAGACGAUCUUGACGAAUGGGCAUAUAAACGCCCAGGAUAUCCACUAUCAGGAGCAGCUUGGCCAUGGGAACGGAGGCACAGUUUAUAAAGCGUACCAUGUUCUCAGCAAACGUGUUUUAGCUGUAAAGGUGAUUCCUCUGGACAUCACAGUGGAGCUACAGAAGCAAAUCAUGUCUGAACUGGAAAUUCUCUACAAGUGCGAUUCGCCCUACAUCAUCACUUUCUUCAGUGCCUUCUUUGUUGAGAACAGGAUUUCCAUAUGCACUGAAUUUAUGGAUGGUGGAUCCUUGGACGUCUAUAAAAGAAUCCCAGAGCACGUCCUGGGAGGGAUCGCCGUGGCAGUCGUGAAAGGCCUGACAUAUUUGUGGAGCCUGAAGAUACUUCACAGAGAUGUCAAGCCUUCCAAUAUGCUGGUGAACACCCGAGGACAAGUCAAGCUGUGUGACUUUGGUGUCAGCACGCAGCUUGUUAAUUCUAUAGCAAAAACAUAUGUGGGAACCAAUGCUUACAUGGCACCCGAAAGGAUAUCAGGAGAGCAGUACGGAAUCCAUGCCGAUGUCUGGAGUGUGGGCAUCUCUUUUAUGGAGCUGGCUCUCGGCAUGUUUCCAUAUCCUCAAAUUCAGAAAAACCAAGGAUCUCUAAUGCCUCUCCAGUUACUGCAAUGCAUCGUUGAUGAGGACCCUCCGGUACUUCCUGUUGGACAGUUCAGUGAAAAGUUUGUUAACUUCAUCACUCAGUGUAUGCGGAAGAACCCCAAGGAGAGACCUGCACCCAAUAACCUCCUGGAACAUUCUUUUAUCAUCCACUACAAUGAUGGGAAUGCUGAGGUCGUGUCGAUGUGGGUUUGUCGUUGUCUGGAGGAGAGACGAUCUCAGCAGCCUCAGUGACGGAUCUAAAGUCCUUCUGUCGCCUGGACCUUUGGCUUCUUUUCAGAGCUUUCAGGCUCACAUUAGUCCACAUGCACUGAUUUAAUGACUGGGGUGAUAAUUGUUACAUUAUUAGAGAAUCUUUAUUUAAAAUGAUGACUGAUGAGAAACGAAGGAGCUUAUAUCCUUGAACGAGGUCCAGACUUUCUACAGUCCAAGUGUUGAUGCACAGCAGAUCCUCCUUCAUGUUUUUCUUCUUUCUCUGGAGAAUCCAGAAAUCUUGAGAACUGACUUAAAGAGUGCAGAGAUAGUAAACAACUUCACAAAGGACUGCAAACGGCCGACAGAGCCGGGCUUUGCUGAGCACAGCCUUCAAGUGAAUGUCAAGGUUUCCUCCUGUGAGUAACUGCCCCUCUUCUGUGCCUGUUUUACCUGUGCCCUUUUUUAUUACCUCAGCAACUUUAAGUUGUCAUUCAAUAGAGCAAACUUUGCCAUGAAAAAAAUAAAAUGCUCCUGUUUGUGCUACAGGAUCAGGAAAAAAAAUGUUACCAGUUAAAACCCAUACGUUUGUAGGAAGAAGUGCCAGUUGAUGCUUUUUGCCUCUCAGUGUUUUGUGAGGCGAUGUUUCAUCGUUAGCUGCUAUGAAGCAUACAGUGAUCAGUGCCGACCUUUCUUAUUGGUGUGUUUGUGCAACACAUUUGUCUCUUUUUUGUUGUCAAUAACCACCAACCAGGUGGAGGGCCUCUACUGGACCCGAUUCCAGUUCUGUUUGUAUCUGCACGGCUUUCUGAGGAGAUGAAAGGUUGUUUUUAUCUUAUCUGCACAUUUCUCACUCUUCACUAUUUGCCCUCAUGGCAUUGGGUUUGUUCUUCUCCCUCCUUCAUGGUGGAUUUAUUUCCUUGAAUAUGGUGAAUAGGCAGAUAUGAAAUGUUUAAAGAGUUAAGAGCAAAACCAGAAAACGAGGAUGAGCUCCACACAUCGGAUCACAAACCAUGGGAUCAGUGAGAUAAAGAAAAAUACUUCCUUUAAACAACCCGGGUUGGAUUGUAUUUAGAUUUAAGCUAGUAGGACCAAGGGACUGAAAGCACUGAAUUAACUGUUUAGGAGGAACCAGUUUCACAUUUUCUCUCACAUUUAGCUGCUUCUAAUUGUUUAAGUCACCAGAAGAGAACUUUAGACACUUUAAAACUUCAACAAAAUAAUAGAUACCUUUGAUUUAUUUUCCUUCAAAUUGAAACUUAAGGACCCUCAUUGCACAAACAGUUCCAGAAUAUAUAAAUAUUGUAAAGAUUGCAUACAGUUUGAUGUAUUUAUAGCAUUGAUUCGUGUUCAUUUUUAUGAUUAUGACUUACAGUUUGUAAAAACCAACUUUCUUUGGCAAUGUGAGUAUGAAAUAACAAGAAAGCCCUCGUAGAGAGGCAGACCUCUGCCAAGUAGCUCCGUUUGACUCACACCUUAAAUUAAUACCUGUUUUCAUGAUAUCUUUCAGAUAAUUCCUGGAUUGAUCCGGAUCAUCACCAAAAUUUUAUUAUUUGUAACCAGUCACAAAACUUUUUCUCUAAAAAUUUCAGCAAAAUCCGUCCAUAACUUAUAUUAUUUUUAAAAUAGACAAACCAAUGCUGAUGAAAACAACCUCCUUGGGGAGGGAUUUUUAGAUGCAGUAUUGUUGACCCAUCAGACAGUCUGUUCUAUAAUGUAUAUAAAUUAUAUACACUUAGAAAUUAUUCUGCAUAAAUGAAUGCAGCAUUAUUUGACGGUUAUCAACCUGAGGGUUUUCUUGGGUGUUAUAAAAGUCUGGGUUGUUUUAAUUGCAGCCUUCAUCCAGCAGAACCUGCCUGUUUGCCAUGACUGAAACAAAGAAGUGGCAGCAGAAAGUCCUCUGUUAGCCUUAUCUAGGAGAGAAACACAGCUAUACAGAUGGACUCUGAGCCGUUCGUACAGUAAAACAGAAUACACAUAAUUAUCAACAGCUGUGGUCUGUGUCAUGGAUAUUGAUCGGACGCAUAUUUUUUUCCACCCUGAAGUUUUUCUUCCACUCAACUUUCCAUUCGUUUGUUUGGAUGUAACAUUCUGAGAACAGUCGUCUUCUUUUUUGGUCUUUAGCUCAGAGUGUUAGCGACUUUCAAGUUAGCACUCUUUCUGAUGAUUUUAUGGGUAUAAUUGGACUAAAUAUUAUAUAUAUGGUUUGAAACCAGUUAAAAAUUUUCUUUAUGACAUAAGUUAAGAAAGGGAAUUAAGAGCUUUAUAUUAGCUGGAAGUCAUAAUAUGCACGAUCAACAUUAAUAAAGAUUUAAAAUGUAUUAGUCUUCGACUUAGUGAGUCCUUUAUUCAGGUGUCACUGCAGUGAGUCGCAACUUUAAACAGAACAGGUAACAUUUAUUCGCCCUGUUACACUUUAUCAGAGAUGCAGACUCCCUCCGCUGCACCUCAGAGGGUUUUACUGAAAUAAUGUUAUGAGAUUUACCAAAACCCAAAGAGAUCAGUUAGUAUUUAGAAUAAAUUAUAUAGCAAAACCAAAGAGAAACCAGAUAAGGAAUCAUAUAUUUAUGAAAAUGUCGUUAUUGGCCUUCUUGGUAAAGGACAGGAUAUUUAGACCUAAAAAGCAGUUUAAGGUUUUAGUACAUAUGCAAAGGAAACAUUGAUUGAAUUAUAGACGAAUUAUAUGAGCAAGAGAUGUUCAUCCUAUCAGCUGGAAGAUUUUGUGUUUGUUAGCGAGAAAAUUCUGCUUUGUUUUACCAAGGAUCUUGUUUAAAUGGGAGGAUGUGGAAAUUUGCAUUUAUAAAGUAUGACCAAACACACAGUAUUGUUAUUUUUAACAUGCAAGACAUCAUGUUCAGUAAGGUAAGAUCAUUUUCAUCAUUUUUACACUGUUGAAUAAUACUUCUACAGGAUAGUUUUUACAAGAAUUUGAGGAUCUGAUGCAACUCCUGCACAGUUAAUGGGUUAAAAUCAGAUCACAGCAACUUGAUUUGGCCUCUAAAUGCUUGACUUUUGUUUCCUUACAGUGUUAGAGGAUGGAUUUGAUGAAAUCCUGCAGGGUGGAGGAUAAUCCUCCACAAACAUCUAAAGAGGAGCAGAGUUCCACUUUAUCCACAUAGAGGGCUGUGAGAGACUGUUUACCCUGUUACAUUUCAUUAUCAGGCAAAGAUAACUUCAGAAAAAAGUUGAUUUUUGACAGAAAGCAAAACUAUCCAAACCAAAUUGGCCCUCUAAUAAAGUAAUUUACCACUAAAGCUGUUACCUGGAUUGGCCCCUAGAACUGUGACUAAACGUGUGUGAAGCAUGCGUUAGUCUUUGACAUCACUGUGGGGAAGCUUUGAUCAUCUUCUCUUUGCAGAAAUGUUUACAUUCCUCCACAUUGGUUUGGCUUUGCUCCUUAGUGUUCAUGUUAUUGAAUUAGGUCUGUUUCAGUGUUUUCUUAACUCUGAUGGUCUGGUGGUAGUCUGGCUUGGCUG